GUUUUUUGGCGACGUCACAUCUAGGAAAGUACACAUUCCUGUCAUAGUGCAUUACUCGAACACAAGAAGACCUUUAUUUUUAUGAAAAAACGGCCGCUGACUGUCUUAUGAAAUAUCGUAAUAAUUAGCUAUUAUUACACCAAGAUUUCUGUAAUAACCAGCUACAUUAAUUUUUUUUCAAGCAAAUAGCGUUAGCUGGCUGUCCAACGAGCUAACUGUGCUAUCUAACGUUAGCUAGCUAUGUUUACUUUCGUCUUCAAGCUUCGUUGAUCAGUCACGGGUGCAACAACCCUGCAAGGGAAACAUGGGCGAUUGUGAAGUUUAAACGUCUAUUUUUAUAUUGCCCAUUGAUCAAUUUUGUUUACGGACAUCAGACAGGGGAGCUAAAUUAAUAGCUAAGGUUAGUUAGCAACGCUAGCUGACUAGCAACACCAACGAAGCAAUGGAUAAGCCUCCUUUCAGACAAAACCAAAACUGCGGGAAUUGGGAAUUGAAAGAGAGAUUGGGCAUGGGCGGUUUUGCCCAUGUCUACCUGUAUCAACAUCAUGACACAUCAGAAAAAAUUGCGGUGAAAAUGUGUCGCCUGGAGUUGACAGCAAGAAACAAAGACAGAUGGAGCAGAGAGAUCCAGAUCAUGAAAAAGUUGAGUAAUCUCAAUGUAGUGACAGCCAGAGAUGUGCCAGAGGAGAUGAAGCACAUUGCCUUAAACGAUCUUCCACUGCUGGCCAUGGAGUACUGUUCCAAGGGAGACCUCAGAAAGAUGCUGAGUAAGCCUGAAAAUUGCUGUGGACUGAAAGAAAGUGAAGUACUUUCCCUGCUCAAUGACGUUGGUUCAGGCAUCCAGUAUUUGCAUGAAAACAAGAUCAUACACAGAGACCUUAAACCAGAAAACAUAGUGCUCCAGGAAGUCAAUGGAAAGUUGGUUCACAAAAUUAUAGACUUGGGCUAUGCCAAAGACUUGGACCAGGGGAGUCUGUGCACUUCAUUUGUGGGAACACUGCAAUACCUGGCCCCUGAAUUAUUUGAGAAUAAGCCUUACACUGUCACCGUGGACUACUGGAGUUUUGGCACAAUGAUAUUUGAAUGCAGUUGUGGGUUCCGGCCUUUUCUGCACAAUCUUCAGCCUGUCCAGUGGGCCAGCAAAGUGCGGAACAAAGGUCCCAAAGACAUCAUGGCUGUGGAGGAAUUGAAUGGGGAAGUCAGAUUCUCCACACAUUUACCAUACCCCAACAAUCUGAGCAGGACACUCCUGGAGCCCAUGGAGAUGCUGCUGCAGCUGAUGCUGAAAUGGGACCCUGUCCAGAGAGGAGGCAAGACUAACGCUGACAGCAAGAAACCCCUGUGCUUUGAAGUGCUGGAACAGAUAUUAUGCAUGAGGGUUGUCCACAUCCUGAACAUGACCACGGCCCAGGUCCACUCAUUCGAGCUGGCCCCAGAUGAGAGCCUCCAUAGCCUGCAGCGCCGCAUCGAGACUGAGACCAAGAUCGAGUUGGUCAACCAGGAGCUGCUGCAGGAGACAGGGGUGUCGCUGGACCCCAGGAAGCCCGCAGCCCAGUGUGUCCUCGAGGGGGUGCGAGGCUGGGACAGUUACAUAAUCUAUUUGUUUGACAAGAGUCUCACCAAGUACUCUGGUCCCUUCAGUGCUAGACAGCUGCCUGAUAAAGUCAACAGUAUUGUGCGGGAGGCUAAGUCCCAGCUGCCCCUGGUGGUGCUGAAGAAGGUGUGGGGCGAGGCGGUGAGCUACAUCUGUGGAUUGAAGGACGACUACAGUAGACUGUUCCAGGGCCAGAGAGCUGCCAUGCUGAGCCUCCUGCGCUACAACACCAACCUGACCCGGUGCAAGAACGGCAUGUUUGCCUUCUCCCAGCAGCUGAAGGCCAAGCUGGACUUCUUCAAGAGCAGUAUCCAGUACGACCUGGAGAAGUACAGCGAUCAGAUGCACUAUGGGAUCUCCUCUGAGAAGAUGCUGAAAGCUUGGCAGGAGAAUGAGGAGAAGGCGGCUGCAUAUGCACAGGUGGCCGAGGUGAGCCACCUGGACGAGGAAAUCAUGUCGUUACACUCAGAGAUCGUGGAGCUGCAGAGGAGUCCCUACGCUCGUCGCCAAGGAGACAUCAUGGAGCAGCUGGAGGACAAGGCGAUUGAACUCUACAAACAACUAAAAAUGAAAUGCCGAACGCCUGACCCUGGUGUGAGCAGUGACAGCUCAGAGAUGGUUAAAGCCAUUAUACAGACUGUCCAGAACCAGGACAAGGUCCUGAGAGACCUUUACACACACCUCAGUAAGAUCUUAUUGAGCAAGCAGAAGAUCAUUGACCUGUUCCCGCGCAUCGAGAAGACACUGGAGAACAUCAAGGAUGCCGACAACACCGUGAUGCAGAUGCAGAUUAAGAGACAGAGAGAGUUCUGGCACCUAUUGAAGAUUGCCUGUGCUCAGAAUUCUGCAAGGAACUCGAUAGCAGCCAGCCCAGAGUCGUCCAACCCUCUGCAGGUGUCCCAGUGGGCCCAGUCUGCCCAGCCCAUCAGCUCCCCUCACCCACUCACCUCCCUACCUGGACCCAAUGACAGUGAUGCUGCCCCACGACUGCUUCAGGAGAACCAGAAGUACCUCAGUCAGCUGACCAGCCUGAUGCAAGAAGCUGCUGACGAGCAGUCCAAAAGCGUAGUGGACCAAGAUUGGAGCUGGACUAAAUAUGAAACGUCUACAAAACUGCAAAAACGAAAUGUGUGAAUUCGUCAACCACAGGAGACUGCUGAGGGGAGGAUGGAUCAUAAUAAUGGCUGGAAUAGAGUGUAUGGAAUGGCAUCAAACACAUGGAAACCAUGUGUUGAAUACCAUUCCAUUCAUGCUUGUUCCAGCCUUUUAUAUGAGCCCGCCCUCCCCAAUUCAGGUGCCACCGGCUGUCUCUGAUGUCAACAACAAAGGCAUUGUCUAGCUAAUCCCUGCCUGCUCUCCAACCAAGUAACACUAAGGACUGAAUGUCGUUAACAAAAUGGAGUCACGGUUAUGUUGUACAUUUUGAUGUGUGGUCAUCCACUUUAACGACUAGCCGGAGGGCCCCCCCUCACCUUUUCCUCACUGAUUAUUGUGCAAAUCUAAGUACCACUAUUCAUCAAAAUCCACAUUUUACUAUUAAUAUCAUAUCAAAGUAUCUAAACUGUUAAAUCAGGCGAACUGUAGCAUCUGAUUGUGAGUGAAAGUUUUGUAAUGAUGGAGUAUAGCUACAGUGUGUUUGGGCUAUGGAAAUGGGACUGAUAAGAAAGCUUGAUAUGCAUGCACAUUUGUAUUGAGCCUUAUCAUCAUGUCUCCUGAUGUGACUCAACACAAGGAAAACCACAAAAGAUGGAGGUGGUAAAAGGAAAUUACAAUCAAGCAACAGCACUUUGACACUCCCAAGUAUCCUGGUUCCCUUCUAUACAGAGGAAGUAGUCAGACAUCUGGGGGAUGGAUGCCCUCUAUAAUCCUGUUUAUGAGUCAAUCAUCCAAUGGGACAGGAAAUAUAUAAACUAUUUAAAAUAAAGUCGUGCAUCGAUCAAGGGGAUGGGGUUUUGAUCAUGUGUGAAUCUUAUUUUGAUUUAAGAAAAGUAUUCUAUCAUGACUACACACUUUACAUAGAAGGGGGGGGAAAUAUGGAAAUCCCAUAGUUACUUUGUGACAAAGGAUGCUGGUCUGUUUCAUAUGUUGAAAUUGUUGAUAUGUUUAAACCUGAAAAAUGGAAUACAUACCACAAGUUAAAUUCAGUUUUUUGUGUGCAUUCUUUUCACUGGAUGCUCAAUGUAAGGAAACAAAUGGCGGGACAUGGUAAAUUAUUGAAUGUACUGUAGUUACAACCUUUGAGGUAUAACUUAAGUGUUGACUGUAACGAAUAUAAAGUGGAUGCUGUGCUCCAGAAAUAUGUAUUUCUGUAGUUAAGUGCAAUGGACAACAUUUAUUUUUAGUGGUUAAGUGAAAUAUCAGUUUCCUUCAUUAAGGUUUGUGUCCAUCUGAUGGUUUUAACCUGUCUAUGAAUGUUUACUUUCUAGCAAUUGUAUAGAUUAACAUUUUCUUGGUAUUACAAUAAAAAAUUACUUUGGCAUGAA
Messenger RNA from Oncorhynchus keta (chum salmon), 4077 nucleotides. Its product is annotated as inhibitor of nuclear factor kappa-B kinase subunit alpha-like. Lineage: Eukaryota; Metazoa; Chordata; Actinopteri; Salmoniformes; Salmonidae. Bases 443 to 2728 code for a protein of 761 amino acids. Gene Ontology annotation, cellular component: cytoplasm; IkappaB kinase complex. The transcript is spliced from 22 exons. Gene Ontology annotation, molecular function: IkappaB kinase activity; ATP binding. Gene Ontology annotation, biological process: positive regulation of transcription by RNA polymerase II; tumor necrosis factor-mediated signaling pathway; peptidyl-serine phosphorylation. The record is from RefSeq and is a predicted model, not a curated record.